AUGGAGACCCCUGCUGGCAAAGUGCACGAGAGGCUGUGCCCAGCAAUUACAGCACAAUCUUGCGGGUCUUUAGGAGAGAAGAAGGAGGAGAAAAAGGAGCCGAUGAGGGUUUAUAAACCGACACCCCCUUACCCAGGUCGGUUGAUAAAGGGUAAGGAUGCAGAGCAGUACGGAAAGUUCCUCGAGAUGUUGAUGAAGCUGCACGUGAAUAUUCCAUUCGUAGAGGCCUUAUCGAAGAUGCCGAAGUACGCGAAGUUUCUCAAGGACUUGCUCACGAAUAAGAAGAAGUUGGAUGACCUUUCUACUGUCACAUUGAGCGAGGGGUGUUCUUCCGUCUUGCAGAACAAGCUACUAAAGAAGGUUUCUGAUCCUGGUAGCUUCACCAUUUCGUGUCUGAUCAGAAAUCUCAUCCUCAGCAACGCGCUGGCAGACCUAGGGGCUAGCAUAAAUCUUAUGUCGUAUUCCAUCUUUGCUAAGCUCAAUCUAGGCGAUCCAUCUCUUAAGCGCAUGAGUCUUCAGUUGGCUGAUCGAUCAGUGAAGUUCCCAAGAGGGAUUGCAGAGAAUAUGAUAGUGAAGGUCGACAAAUUCGUAUUUCCAGUUGACUUCGUUAUCCUUGACAUGGACGAGGAAUCUGAGGUCCCGCUGAUUUUAGGUCGUCCAUUCCUUGCCACUUCACGUGCACUCAUUGACGUGCACGACGGCAAGUUGACUCUUCGAGUUGAUGAGGAUGAAGUCACAUUCGACAUUCAGCGUUCUAUGAGGCAUACCCAACAACAUGAUGACACUCUAUAA
Molecule: messenger RNA, 792 nt
Organism: Helianthus annuus (common sunflower)
Lineage: Eukaryota; Viridiplantae; Streptophyta; Magnoliopsida; Asterales; Asteraceae
Exons: 1
Coding region: 1-792 (263 amino acids)
Source: RefSeq, a predicted model, not a curated record